Dictyostelium discoideum AX4 is the source of this 1710-nucleotide messenger RNA. RefSeq lists its product as hypothetical. The record is from RefSeq and is a predicted model, not a curated record. NCBI's taxonomy places the organism in Eukaryota, Evosea, Eumycetozoa, Dictyosteliales, Dictyosteliaceae. The transcript has a single exon. Bases 1 to 1710 code for a protein of 569 amino acids.
AUGGAUACAAAUUAUGAUGAAUCAUCAAUUAGAUUAUUAGCAUUUUCAAUAUUAGAAUGUAAUUUUGAAGUUUCAAAAGUUAUAUUAUUACAAUUUUCAAAUAUUACAGAAGAUUCAUUUAAUGAUCAACAAUUGAAAAGAGAUAUUGAUAAUCAAUUUAGUAUAGAAUAUUAUGAUAGUUUAUAUAAAAUCAUAGAUCCAAUAGAGAAUAGAGUAUUCAUUAGAGACGAUAUCUCAUUUCAAGAUGUUUAUUUAGUAUCUGAUGAAUUAAUUAAAUUAAAACAAAUGUUAUCAAUUAAAUUUAAAAAUAGUACAUUCAAUUCAAUUAAUCACCUUUUCAAACAUUUAUAUAUCAUUGGUUUACAAAGUUCAACUAAAUUAAUUAAUAUUGAAAAAUUGAAUCAACUCUUUAAAAGAAAUAAUAUCUCAAUGUCUUUUUAUAAUUCAAUUCCAAACUUUUUUAAAAUGUUUUAUUAUUUGUAUCAUAAAUCUUGGAAAUUAUCAAAUUAUUUCUUAUCAAGAGUAAAAAAUUUUAAUUUUAAAUAUAGUAAUCUUGAAAAUUAUAAUAAAUUCUUUUCUUCAACAACUACAACUAAAAUUUCAAAUUCAACAACAACUACAACAAAUACAAAUACUACAAAUACUACAAAUACUACAAAUACUACAAAUAGUAAAAAUAAAAACAAUACAAUUUUAAUAACAGAAGAUUCAGAAUCACAACAACCACAAAAAUUACAAAAAAAUGAAGAAAUAAUUACACUUAAAUUAAUAUUAAAAUUAAAUUUUGAAGAGAUAUUUUUAAAAUUAAGAAGAUUAAUUAAUAAUUAUAUUGAUUCAUUAGAAAAGGAUUCAAUGUUUGAUCAAGAUAUAGAUAGUAAAAUUAAAACUAGAUUUUAUUUUGAUAUGCAAUAUCUAAUAAAUGUUAAAGAAAGUUCAACAAUUAUAAAUCUUUUAAAAGAAAUUCAUUCAGAUGGUUUUAAUCUUAAAAAGAUUAAUUAUUUAGGUUUCUUACUCAAUUUAAAUAUUUCUGAUGGUGAUGAUUUUAGUUUAAAUCAUAAAAUGGAUAUCACUGAUAAUAAUAAUAAUGGUAAUAAUGAUUUAGAAUUAUUUAAAUCAAUAGUUUCUUUAAAAUUAUUAAAAAAUAGAUUAUUAUUAGAAUUUGCUUUGGAAAGAGUAAGAUUAGAUUUAGUGAAAUUCAUUUUAUCAACUUGUAAAGUAAAAAGAAUUAAUGAAGAUUUAUUAAAAUCAAUUUUUAGUUGCGAUGAAUAUAAAAUUAUUGAUAGUGAUAAUGAAAGUGAAAAUGAAAAUGAAAAUGAGAGUGAAAAUGAAAGUGAAUUUGAUAAUAAUAGUAAUAAUAGUAAUAAUAGUAAUAAUAGUAAUAAUAGUAGUAGUUUUAAUAGUAAUCCACAAGAUAUUGCAGAAUUUUUAUUAAGAAAUCACCAUCAAUUAAUUUUUGAUAGUUUAUUAACUUCUAAAUUUUCGAUAUUUGCAAUGGCAUUUCUUCAACCAAAUUUAUAUUUAUGUAAAUUAAUUAUGCGUUUACAUCCAAUAUUUGUCGAAAUUAAAGUUGAACAUAUAAAACAAAAUGUAUUAAAUAAUAAUAUUCGUAUCUUGAAAUAUUUUUAUCAAAUUUUUAUUAAUAUUUUAAAAUCAAGAAUUAAAAGAAUAAUAUUAAAAUAUGGAAAUAAAAAGUCAUAUAAUUGGUUAUAA